AUGGCUGUACGGGCUCACUCCACGAGAGGCUUGGCGGCCUCCACGGCCUCCUCUCUGGCGUCUCUCCGUGGGGUUUGUGAUGCGGCUGGCUGGGCCACUCCUCACACCUUCUUUGGGUUCUAUAGUCUGGACCUUCCCUUCGCCCCGGCACCGGGUGCUCUCCUCCUAGUCGUGCCCACAGGGCCAGCAGUCAUCAACGUGGGAAGAGGGGCUGAUGUUGUGUUGCCCUGCUCUCUCAGCACCAAGGAGGACAUCACGUUUAAAGUGUUUGUCUGGAGGAAAGCUCCUCAGGAACAUGAAGGUCAGAAGGAGGUGUUCCUGUAUGACAAAGGCAUCGAAAACAGAGGUCAGAGUGAAGAGUUCAAAGGUCGAGUCUCUCAUUUCCAAGAUAAACUGAAACACGGCGACGCCUCCAUAAUCAUCAGAAAUACAAAGAUAUCUGACAGUGGAGAAUACAGCUGUUAUUUUCCUCGUCUUCAGCCUCGUCAAACUUUCUACAUUAAGCUUGUUGUUGAGCCAAAAGUCAGAGUGACUGUGCAACAUGGCCGUGAUGUUGUGUUACCCUGCUCUCUCAGCACCAAGGACAACAUUGAGUUUGAAUUCUUUGAGUGGAAGAAAGCUCCUCAGAAAGAUGAAGGUCUGAAGGAGGUGUUCCAGUAUAACGACGGCAUUCAUUACAACAGCGGUCGAGGUGGUCAGAGUGAAGAGUUCAAAGGUCGAGUCUCUCAUUUCCAAGAUAAACUUAAACACGGCGACGCCUCCAUAAUCAUCAGAAAUACAAAGAUAUCUGACAGUGGAGAAUACAGAUGUGAUUUUCCUCGUCUUCAAACACCUCAAACGUUCUACAUUGAGCUUGUUGUUGAGCCGUCAAAGGUCCUCACAGUGGAAGAAGACAGUGAUGUUGUGUUACCCUGCUCUCUCAGCACCAAGGAGGACAUUACAUCUGAACUCUUUGACUGGAGGAAAGAUGGAGGUCUGAAGGAGGUGUUCCUGUAUAACGCAGACAAACAUUACAACAACGGUCUAGUUGGUCAGAGUGAAGAGUUCAAAGGUCGAGUCUUUCAUUUCCAAGAUGAACUGAAACACGGCAACGCCUCCAUAAUCAUCAGAAAUACAAAGAUAUCUGACAGUGGAGUCUACAGCUGUGAUUUACCUCAUCUUCAGCCACGUCAAACGUUCUACAUUCAGCUUGUUGUUGGUGCGGCGCCAAAACCAUAUGUCACUAUACUUGAGGAAACAAAUGACCGGUCUCUGCUGCAGUGUGAGGUUCACGGUGAUCCAGAACCUGAAGUAGAGUGGCAGGACAGUGCUGGAAACACACUUCCUGCUGAGAAGACCCAGGUUGAACCAAUAGGAAACCUUUUCUACAUCACUCUCAGAACUACUGUGACCCAGACCGGCCUCUAUCGCUGUGUGGCAACACAGGAGACCAUCAGCCAUCAGGUCUCUGAUGAGAUCUACGUGUAUAUUCAUGUUUCAGGGCUCUCCACUGGAUGGAUUGUUCUUAUAGUUGUUGUUGCUGUUGUUGUUUUUGUUAAUGUUGUUGGUGUUCUAGCUCUAAUGUAUGGAAACAAGGACUACAUCGCAUAUUGUCAAAUAAAAGGACUCUCCACUAGAUGGACUGAUUGUCUAGUUGUUCUUGCUGCUCUUGGUGGUGGUGUUCUAGCUCUAAUGGUGCUUGUAAACAAGGGCUACAUUAUAUUACAUCAAAAGAGAAGGCCAAAAGUCAUCACAGUGAAAGAAGGCAGUGAUGUUAUUUUACCCUGCCACGUCUGGCCCAAGAAGGACCUUAGGUCAAAACGGUUUAACUGGAGGAAACAUGACAAGAAGGCAGAGAGAGGGCAGAUCAUGUUCCUGUAUGAUGAAGGCCAAAGGGUAAAGGUCGACGGUCAAGACGAACAGUUCCGAAAUCGAGUCGACUAUUUUCCAGAAGAACUGAAACAAGGCAACGCCUCCAUAAUCAUCAGAAAUACGACGAAGGCCGACAGUGGAUACUACGACUGUUAUCCUCUUCCGAAUCUUCCGAAUACUCCAGUGUUCUUCGUUAAACUUGUUGUUGUAGAUGGGCAAAAAUUCAUCUCAGUGGAAGAAGGCCGUGAUGUUACUUUACCCUGUUCCCUCAGCACCAAGGAGGACCUAACGUCAGCACGGUUCAUCUGGAAGAAAGCUGAUGAGAUAGUGUUCCAGUAUGAUAAUGGAGAUAUUAACAGUGUCGAGGAUCCAGGUCAGAGUGAGAAGUUCAAAGGUCGAGUCUCUCAUUGUCCAGAUGAACUGGAACAAGGCAACGCCUCCAUAACCAUCAAAGAAACAAGGAGGGCUGACGGUGGAGUGUACAGCUGUGAAUUUCCAUCACCUCAGAAUCCUCAAACGUUCUACGUUAAGCUUGAUGUUGUUGGUUCACCUCUAGAGACAAAUGAACGUUCACUAAUGAUGCCAUGAGGCCUUGAUGAUGUCUGUGUUGCUGAAACAUUGAUUUAGUUUCCAGUUCUUUUCUUCUUUAUUUUAUAUUCAGAAGUUAGCUGUGAUGGUGUGAAGUGUGACAUAUAUUGUGUAAAAAGGUCACUUCAUGUAAUCUUUUAGUUAUUUUAUGGUGUUUUAUUCCAGCUGUUUGCUCUUUAGACGAUCAUUUCUUGCCUGUGUGUGUAGAAGAAGAGUAAAGGCUGAGAUGUGGAGUUGAUCUUUUUAUCUAACUCAGUGAAUGAAGCGGCGCCCUGGUGGCUCAGCGGGUAGAGCCGGGACUUUAGGCUGAGUCCUCACCGCGGUGGCUUUGGUUUGAGUCCUCCACAGGGCCCUCCUGCAGGUCUUCUCUGGUCCUCCUGACUGUCUCUAUCACUGUCUUUUAAACGCAGAUACGCCAAAGA
Etheostoma spectabile (orangethroat darter) is the source of this 2861-nucleotide messenger RNA. RefSeq lists its product as uncharacterized. The transcript has 11 exons. Gene Ontology annotation, biological process: regulation of cytokine production; T cell receptor signaling pathway. The coding region runs from base 1 to 2439 and encodes 812 amino acids. Lineage: Eukaryota; Metazoa; Chordata; Actinopteri; Perciformes; Percidae. Gene Ontology annotation, cellular component: external side of plasma membrane. The record is from RefSeq and is a predicted model, not a curated record. Gene Ontology annotation, molecular function: signaling receptor binding.